This is a messenger RNA of Malania oleifera, 3511 nucleotides long. Its product is annotated as serine/threonine-protein kinase D6PKL2. Gene Ontology annotation, cellular component: nucleus; cytoplasm; plasma membrane. The record is from RefSeq and is a predicted model, not a curated record. Gene Ontology annotation, molecular function: protein serine/threonine kinase activity; ATP binding. The transcript has 3 exons. Gene Ontology annotation, biological process: protein phosphorylation. Lineage: Eukaryota; Viridiplantae; Streptophyta; Magnoliopsida; Santalales; Ximeniaceae. Bases 439 to 3276 code for a protein of 945 amino acids.
AAAAGCCUAAAAACAUAAAAUUAUUUUCUUCCUCUCCUCUCUCUCUCUCUCUCUCUCUCUCUCUCUCUCUCUCUUUUCCGCCAUUUUCAUUUUUCACAACUGAGAAAACAGUGCUCUCUCUCUCUCUCUCUCUCUCUCUCUCCCGCGAGGGCUUUGGGAUCCCUCAUUCUACAAUAGGUUUGAUUACCGAAUCUACGCUGCUGUGUCGGUGACUCAAAUUUGUUUCAGAUGAGCAUCUUGGAAGUAUUAAAAGGAGCUGGCAGAUAAACUAAACUGUUGAUUCAAGUAUGAUCAGAGAUUGUUCUAGGGUUCUUGUUCUGCACUUCCAGAUAUUUGAACUCGUACACUUCCAGUAUGCUUCCCUAUGAAAAGAUGAGUAUGCAAUUGCAGGCCUAUAUAUUGCCAUUGUCGGGUUUUAUGUACACAUAAAUUCAGCAUAUGGUUGGGGAAAUGCAAGUAAUGGGUUCGUUUUCUGGUACCUGUGAAAUUGUUGAAUUGAAGGAAGAGCUGAAUUCAGUUCAACAUUCUAGAGGAAUUCGUCAAUUAAAUUCUGUAUUGAGAGUGGAUGAAGAAGGUCGAAAGUCUAUGCUGAAACUGGGAUGUGAUGAUCCUCUUGAAGACGAUUUGAAUAAGAUUUUUGCAGCAAUUAGUCGGAAAACUUCAUUCGAGGGCGUGGGUGCUUCCCCUCAAGUAGGUGCAGGCCCCUCUCGGAAGAAUGCCUUAAAAAAGCCAAUGAGAGCAGGUCUGUCUCAUUCAUCAGGAAUCGGAAUUUCUGAGCCAGUAACAUUGAAGCAGGCAUUAAGGGGACUAUGUAUUUCUCAAGCAUCAGAAAUGGCUGCUAUGAAACGCAUAUCGAAGUCUCCAGGUUCUUCACGGGUCUCGGAUGUUGGCAGGAUAAAGAAUUUGUAUAAAUCAGUCGUACUUGAACCUGGUCAAUCUGGUCUUUCACUAGAUGGGGAUAAGCAGUGUAUAGUGGAAAUUUCUUUGGUUCCAGAAGAAAGCACAUCAAAUCCUUCCAAGAUAGCUCAAUACGGAGUGCCAAAGAUGAAGUUACCAAGCAAAAGUGCAACAUCUUCACCUCGAUUUGCUGCUGCAACAACAGAGACAGGGAGUUUAACUGAACUUGGUCAAUCUGGUCUUUCACUAGAUGGGGAUAAGCAGGGUAUAGUGGAAAUUUCUUUGGUUCCAGAAGAAAGCACAUCAAAUCCUUCCAAGAUAGCUCAAUACGGAGUGCCAAAGAUGAAGUUACCAAGCAAAAGUGCAACAUCUUCACCUCGAUUUGCUGCUGCAACAACAGAGACUGGGAGUUUGACUGAUCCUAUGCCGAAUGAGAUCUUUCCUGCAUCAAAAGAUAUUGCGAGUCAAACAUCAAAGAUAGAUGUGGUACAGAUGGAAAAGAAUAGGUCUCCACCUUCUCCGUUUUCUCCUAGUACAAAUUUUAACAGAUGGGAGCCAGGUAAGAGUGAUCCUGCCUUAACCAAGGAGUCAAACAAAGUUUCUGCUCCCAAGCCAUUGCGGAAAGGCAGGCUGCAAACUGCCUCUUCUUCAUCUUGCUCAAAUACUGGCAAUAAAGUGAGAAAGCCAACAAGGAAUAACCAACGUUUGGUGAAACCAGUACUUAGGAACAAGAAUUUUGCAAAGAAGAAAUUAAAGCAGGAGUCCACUGCCAAGCCCAACAUUUCUAGUGCAUACAACGAAGUUAAUAGUGACUUGGAUCCUAGUACAAGCGAGUUGCUUUGCCAGCGAUGCCAGUGCUCUUUGAAGAAUGCAAGACUAGAACCUAAUCAAAAUUCUCUAGCACCCAGUUGCCCAAGUGCUGAGAUUGGUUCAAUUAUUGUGAAGUCUGGUGCUAGAAAACCUGGAUACACUUCAAACUGCUGCAACAGCAACAGAACAGUUGAUGCAAAAGCUAACAAGAAUGCGAAAUCAAGGGAAAAGGGAGAAUUUUCCCAAAGCUCAAAAAGUAGCCAUGGUGAGUACAGUAGCAGCACUAGCAUCAGUGAAGAGAGCAAUCCCAGUAGGUCUAGUUGUAGCAACAGGCCUCACAUGUCAAAGGAUGUGAGGUGGAAAGCUAUACGUUAUGUUCGAUUGAAGCAUGGAGUCCUGGGAUUGGAACACUUCAACUUGUUAAAGAAGCUUGGUUGUGGAGACAUAGGGACUGUUUAUCUUGCUGAGCUCAUUGAUUCAAACUGUUUAUUUGCCAUAAAAGUUAUGGAUAAUGAGUAUUUGGAAAGAAGGAAGAAAAUGCCAAGGGCCCAAACUGAACGGGAGAUAUUGAGAAUGCUAGAUCAUCCUUUCCUCCCAACACUUUAUGCUCACUUUACAUCAGAUAAUCUAUCAUGUUUAGUUAUGGAGUAUUGUCCAGGCGGAGAUCUGCAUGUCCUGCGGCAAAAGCAGCCUGGCAGGAACUUCCCUGAACAAGCAGCUAGGUUUUAUGCUGCUGAAGUACUCCUUGCUUUGGAGUACCUACACAUGCUUGGAGUUGUGUAUCGGGAUUUGAAACCAGAAAACAUUCUGGUUCGAGAAGAUGGUCACAUAAUGCUCACUGAUUUUGAUUUGUCACUCAGGUGUACUGUGAGCCCAACUCUCCUUAAAUCAUCAUCGUUCUUUGAGCCUGCAAAGAUGAUGUCAGGUCCAUCCACGGGAAGUAGCUGCAUCGACCCUUUCUGUAUCGAACCAUCCUGUCAGGUCCCGUGCUUCAGUCCCAGAUUUUUGCCUGCUGCAGCAAAGGCACGGAAGCAAAAAUCUGAUCUUGCAGUUCAGGUCAGAUCAUUGCCACAGCUUGUGGCUGAGCCAACCAGUGCACGUUCUAACUCCUUCGUUGGCACCCAUGAGUACUUGGCUCCUGAGAUUAUCAAAGGAGAGGGCCAUGGGAGCGCUGUUGACUGGUGGACAUUUGGGAUUUUUCUUUACGAGCUUAUAUAUGGUAAGACGCCUUUCAAAGGUUUGGGAAAUGAAGAAACAUUAAUCAAUGUGGUGUUGCAGAGCCUCCAAUUCCCAGAAAGCCCUCUUGUGAGUUUCGAGGCAAGGGAUCUCAUUGCAGGACUAUUGGUAAAGGACCCUGAGAAUCGUUUGGGAUCUGAGACGGGGGCUGCUGAGAUCAAGCAGCACCCAUUCUUUGAGGGCUUGAACUGGGCAUUAAUACGUUGUGCUGUUCCACCAGAAAUACCGGAGUGCUAUGACUUCAGAGCAAUGACCAUGGCCUCUCAGCUGAAGGAUAGCAAAUUGAUGGAGUGUAGAACUACAGGAGAGCACUUGGAGUUUGACCUGUUUUAGCUGUACCGAUCUACUACUUGGAAAGAGAAGUGGGUCUCCUUUGGUAUUGCCUCUAAUCAAGGCUUUACCUUGUAAUUAUUAAUAUCAACACUAUGAUAUAUAUAUAUAUAUUUGGUUGAUGAGAGUAUUGAGGCAAAGCUUUCAUUUAAAAGGCUUCAGAAAAUUCACACUGCAGCUGAAAGAUUGCUAUUAUGCUUGAAUGACCAUAGAAUUAUACACUGAAUUGCCGCUGAAA